AGACAGUCAAGACAGAUAAGGGGUCAGACCUGCGAGAAGACACUUGUCUAAAAGGAGCAAAACCCUGCAUCUGACAAGUGUCAGAAAUUCUUUGAUCCUGAUGGACGGACAGGAGGAAACAGCGGUGACGCCAGAUUACUAUGAUUACACAGAAGACGGCCGCUCCAUUGGGUAUGCCACGCCCUGCAGCCUCGAAGGCACCUUUGAUUUUGCCACAACCUUCUAUCCGAUGGCCUUCAGCCUCGUGUUUGUUCUAGCCGUGGUGGGCAACGUGCUGGUGCUGUGCGUGGUGCGGCGUUACCGCCAUUCCCGCGACGGGCCCUGCUCCUUCUCCCUCACGGACACGUUCCUGCUGCACCUGGCGGUGGCCGACCUCCUGCUGGCUCUCACGCUGCCCUUCUACGCCAUUCAGUGGGCAAAGGGCUGGCUCUUUGGCGAUGUGGGCUGCAAGAUUGUCGGCGGCAUCUUCUCCCUCAACCUCUACGGCGGAAUCCUGCUCCUGGCCUGUAUCAGCUUUGACCGCUACCUGGCCAUCGUCCACGCCGUGAGCACGGGCUGGCACCGCCGCAGCUGCCACGCCCACAUCGCGUGUGCCGUCAUCUGGGGAGUGUGCCUCAGCUUGUCCUGCGUGGACAUCGAGUACCAGAAAGUCAUAGAGCUGCCGUACUUGGAUCGUAACGUGUGCCACCUCGUGUUCCCUCCCGACAGCUCCAUCCAGUGGCAAGUGACGCUGCAGCUGGUCAAACUGUGCUUGGGCUUUGGGCUCCCCCUCUUGGUCAUGCUCUACUGCUACGUCCGCAUCUUCCGAUCCUUGUGUCAUGCCAGUCGGCGCCAGAGGAGGAAGUCACUACGUCUCAUCAUCUCCCUGGUGUCAGUCUUCCUGCUCUGCUGGGCGCCCUACAACAGCUUCCAGCUGGUCGACAGCCUGCUGAAGCUCAAAGUGCUGCAGGGGGGCUGCCAGAUGAACAAGGUCCUGGACUUCGGGACCAUGAUAUCGGAGAGCCUGGGGCUUGCGCACUGUGCCCUCAACCCCGUGCUCUACGGCUUUGUGGGAGUGAAGUUCCGCAAGGAGCUGCUGAGCAUGUGGAAGGGCAUGCUGGCGUCCGUAGGGUACUUGGGCCUUGAGGGAUGGGGACAGAACCAGAGGAGACGCCGGGGAACCACGUCGCUCAGCACAGACAGCGAAAACACAUCGUACUUCUCGGUCAUGAUGUGAAGUGACAAUCCAGCAAAAAGGAGAGGCUGAUGUCUAUGAGAAAAGGACAGAGAAAGAAAACUUGGCUACAGGAAUGAGGAAUAAAGGCACGAAAGGAGGAACUGAAAAAUACAGAAAAGGAAAAAAAGCAGAAGCCAGAAAAAAAAUUACUAAUGCAAAACAAGUGAAUUUACCGAAUUAAGAAAGGCUGCCUUUAUGGAUGGGCUUGCAGAGAAUUUCUUAAGGUGGAUUCUGCUAAAACGAAGCGUACGCUGACGAUAUCAAUUUCACACAAAAGUCUGAGUUUAACGAGAAAUCCUGCUGCGAUAGAAGAAAACCUUUCAGACAUGAGUUUUGAAGCUAGAUGUGCAA
Molecule: messenger RNA, 1567 nt
Organism: Scleropages formosus (Asian bonytongue)
Lineage: Eukaryota; Metazoa; Chordata; Actinopteri; Osteoglossiformes; Osteoglossidae
Gene: cxcr3.2
Product: chemokine (C-X-C motif) receptor 3, tandem duplicate 2
Exons: 2
Coding region: 101-1216 (371 amino acids)
Biological process (GO): calcium-mediated signaling; G protein-coupled receptor signaling pathway; positive regulation of cytosolic calcium ion concentration
Cellular component (GO): external side of plasma membrane; membrane
Molecular function (GO): C-C chemokine receptor activity; C-C chemokine binding
Source: RefSeq, a predicted model, not a curated record